CUCGGCCUCCCUCUUGUCUCGCCAAGCGCCAUUAAUGGCCGUACAUUUCAUCCUACUCUGCUUCCUCUUCUUGGUCACCCCUGCCUCCUCCGCCUCGACCACUUCACUCGCCACCAACGCCACCGCCAAUGGCUCGCCGGCUCGCCAAGCUGCAGGAAGCGGAAACGUGACCACGUUCAGCUUCUCGGGCUUCCACCCCGACCUCCGCGGCGCCAACCUGACGGUGGUCGGCGACGCCAGCAUCAACCAGGGCGCGCUCCAGAUCACGCCGGACACGGGCAACAACGCCGCCAACUUCCUCGCCAACAAGUCCGGCCGCGUCCUCUACUCCGACCCCUUCCGGCUCUGGCGCGCCGAGAAGGGCGCCGGCGCCAAGAAGGUCGCGUCCUUCAGCGCCGUCUUCACCGUCAACGUGUACCGCUUCAAUGGCACGGAGCCGGCGGAGGGGUUCGCGUUCCUCAUCGCGCCGUCCGCGGACGCGCCGCCCCCCGGCAGCUACGGCGGGUUCCUCGGCCUCACCAAUGCGGCCACCGACGGCAACGGCGCGAACCAGGUCGUCGCCGUGGAGCUGGACACCGAGAAGCAGCCGUACGACCAGGACGACAACCACAUCGGCCUCAACGUCAACAGCGUCGUCUCCGUCGCCAACGCCUCGCUCACGCCCCUGGGCAUCGAGAUCUCUCCGAUCGGGACCGCCAAGUACAACCUCUGGAUCGACUACGACGGCGCCGCGCGCCGCAUCGCCGUGUACAUGGCCGACGUCUCGAAGCCGAAGCCCGCGUCGCCGGUGCUCGCCUCGGCGCUGGAUCUCGGCGCCACCGUGGCCGAGAAGUCCUACUUCGGGUUCGCCGCCUCCACGGGGCGCAAGUACCAGCUCAACUGCGUCCUGGCGUGGAACAUGACGGUGGAGAACAUACCCUGGGACGAGCCCGGCAAGUCCAAGAGCGGCCUGGUGCUGGGGCUCGCCGUCGGGGUGCCCGUGGCGGUCUUCGCGCUGGCCGUGGCCGCCGCAUUGGGGUACUUCCUGUGCGUGGUGAAGCGGCGGAAGGUGGACCGCGACGAAGGCGGCAGCGGCAGCGUCAUCACCGGGACGAUGAUCCGGAGCCUCGCCGGCGGGCCAAGGGAGUUCGACUACCGGGAGCUGCGGAAGGCGACCAACAACUUCGACGAGAGGAUGAAGCUCGGGCAGGGCGGGUACGGGGUGGUGUACCGCGGCGUGGUGGUGGAGGACCACAACAACCCGGCCGCCGCCGGGACGACGGUGGAGGUGGCGGUGAAGAAGUUCUCGCGGGCGAGCACGCAGGGGCAGAACGACUUCCUCUCCGAGCUCAGCAUCAUCAACAGGCUCCGCCACAAGCACCUCGUCCGACUCGUCGGGUGGAGCCACGACGACGGGGAGCUGCUGCUGGUGUACGAGUACAUGCCGAACGGCAGCCUGGACCAGCACCUGUUCAGCUCGGCGGCGGGGUCGCGGCAGCGGCAGCCACUCGGGUGGGAGCUCCGGUACAGCAUCGUCCAGGGCGUGGCGUCGGCGCUGCACUACCUGCACGACCAGUACGAUCAGCGCGUGGUGCACCGCGACCUCAAGGCCUCCAACAUCAUGCUCGACGCCGCCUUCACCGCGCGCCUCGGCGACUUCGGCCUCGCCCGCGCCAUCGAGACGGACAAGACCUCCUACAUGGAGGAGGUCGCCGGCGGCGUCCACGGCACCGUCGGCUACAUCGCGCCCGAGUGCUUCCACACCGAGAAGGCCACACGCGAGUCCGACGUCUACGCCUUCGGCGCCGUCAUCCUCGAGACCGUCUGCGGCCGCCGCCCGCGCUGCGACAUCGACGGCUUCCACUUCCUCGUCGACUGGGUGUGGCGCCUCCACCGCGACGGCCGCGCGCUCGAGGCCGUCGACCCCAGCCUCGACGGCGCGUACGACGAGGACGACGCCGAGCGGCUGCUCAUGCUGGGACUGGCGUGCAGCCACCCGACCCCAGCCGAGAGGCCCAAGGCGCAGGCCAUCUCGCAGAUCCUGCUGCGAGCCAUGCCGACUCCACAUGUGCCGCCGUUCAAGCCUUCUUUUGUGUGGCCGGCGACGGACGGGGGAUUCGACACAAUGUCGACGACGGCAGGGACGACGUCCAGCCAGGUCAGCACGGUCAUGACAUCAUCGUCCGCCGGGAGCGGCAACUUCAUGAGAGGGAGCCAGAGCCACGCGCCGCCGGCGCCGGAGCAAGACACCUCCGGUUCGUUGGUUUGAAACAGACCGGAUUGUCAUUGCCACCGUGGAGUCUAAUUGUCUAAACCGAAGUCUCCAACGUGGAAUGGAAUCGAUAUCAAGAAAAUUGUAAAACAUCAGGCAAUUUCUCUCCUGUGCUUUUUUCGACAGUGUUGAUCUCACUGUCUAAACCGGAGUCUCCACGAUAGCAUCAGGCUUAAACGGAAAAGGGAAGAAUGGCACGAUGCAUUUGGUUCGUGCGGUAACAUUUUUUCUAACGCUUUCUACCU
Lolium rigidum is the source of this 2496-nucleotide messenger RNA. Its product is annotated as probable L-type lectin-domain containing receptor kinase S.5. Gene Ontology annotation, molecular function: carbohydrate binding; protein serine/threonine kinase activity; ATP binding. The coding region runs from base 35 to 2248 and encodes 737 amino acids. Gene Ontology annotation, biological process: protein phosphorylation. The transcript is spliced from 2 exons. The record is from RefSeq and is a predicted model, not a curated record. NCBI's taxonomy places the organism in Eukaryota, Viridiplantae, Streptophyta, Magnoliopsida, Poales, Poaceae. Gene Ontology annotation, cellular component: plasma membrane.